AAUAAUAAUAAUAAUAAUAAUAAUAAUAAUAAUAAUAAUAAUAAUAAUAAUAAUAAUAAUAAUAAAUUGACAGUUUUAUACAGAGGUCAUUAACUUUGUAUAGGUUUAUAACGGUUUUUAAUAGAGUAUGACCUCUGAGUGGUCGGUCAGUAGAUCCCAGUAAAUCUUGUCCAAUCAGCUGCCUCGCUUUUCUACAAGCGAUUGACUCUCAUUAAACCAGUGAAGCUCAUGAAUUGACCAGUAACUGUACCUGAGGAUCCUUUCACGGAUGGGGAACUUUACGUCUGCUGGGAGGUUUACAACCCCGACAUGUACUCAAUUUAUACAGGAUGUCGUGUCUCAUAACUGCGUUGUUAUAUUCUCCAAGACGACGUGUCCAUACUGCAAGAUGGCCAAGAACGUCUUUAAUCAAAUAGGAGCCACGUAUAAGGUCAUUGAACUGGAUGAACAUCGUGACGGCCAACAGCUUCAAGAGGCUUUAGCGCAAAUGUCCGGUGCCAAAACGGUUCCAAGAGUUUUUGUCAAUGGACGGUGCAUCGGCGGAGGAUCUGAUACACGGCAGCUUCAUGAACAGGGAAGACUGGUGCCACUCAUUCGGAUGUGUAACCCGUGCUGCCCGAAUAAUGCUGCAGAGGGAUCAGGGAGUGGGCACGACGCUUCAUAAUUGUUCUAUAGUUUAUGCAUGAUUUUAAUCCUCCUGCAGACCAGAACUGGAAAAAAGCUAGUGACCAGCAUCAGGCAUUUAUUAUUUUGAUGUACUUUCAUUUAAGUGGUCCUACCUCAGUUCUAUUUAAUUUUGUAUAGUUUUUAAAAUAAAGUAAUGGUGAAGUCAAUGCCUUUUGCUGCAUACUAUUGCCUCAUAUGGUUAGGGAUGUUUAGUGGUUGUGGUUUAAACAGAUUUGGUUAACAUGAUGCUAAAUUGCAAAAGAAUUUUGAUCAUCCAAAAAAAAAAAAAAUUCGCUAUCACAAGGUCAUCAAUUAGAAAGACAAAAUUGUGUGGCAAAAUUCAGCUAACAUGUAUGUUCAUAGAUGCUGCUUAAUAAAAUCCACCUUUGAUUCA
This is a messenger RNA of Tachysurus fulvidraco (yellow catfish), 1060 nucleotides long. It is a transcript of the gene glrx2, whose product is annotated as glutaredoxin 2. The record is from RefSeq and is a predicted model, not a curated record. The transcript has 4 exons. NCBI's taxonomy places the organism in Eukaryota, Metazoa, Chordata, Actinopteri, Siluriformes, Bagridae. Bases 269 to 664 code for a protein of 131 amino acids.